UCUUCCAUUAACGAGAGAGAAGAGACAACGCAACACAAAAAAACAUUCUCUUCUCUCUCUCUCUCUUCCAAAAACUCAAAAUCUCUUAGAAACCAAGUUUGCCUGCAAUCAUCAUCAUCAUAGCAUCUCUCUCUCCAUUUUGAAGAUUUCGUUUUGAUCUUCCUUGAUACGAUUUAUCAGGAGAUCGUCAGAGAGGUGAAUAAUUAAGAGAAAAAAGAUGGCAGAUUAUCAGAUGAACCCGGUUCUUCAAAAGCCACCAGGUUACAGAGAUCCAAACAUGUCCUCUCCUCCUCCUCCUCCACCUCCCAUUCAACAACAACCUAUGAGAAAAGCCGUCCCUAUGCCUACUUCUUACCGACCAAAGAAAAAACGUAGAAGCUGUUGUCGUUUCUGUUGCUGUUGCAUCUGCAUUACUCUUGUUCUCUUCAUCUUCCUCCUCUUGGUCGGAACAGCUGUUUUCUACCUCUGGUUCGAUCCUAAGCUUCCCACUUUCAGCCUCGCUUCCUUCCGUCUCGACGGCUUCAAACUCGCCGACGAUCCCGACGGCGCGUCUCUCUCCGCCACCGCCGUUGCCCGCGUUGAGAUGAAGAAUCCGAACUCGAAACUCGUUUUUUACUACGGAAACACUGCCGUUGAUUUGAGCGUUGGUUCGGGAAACGAUGAGACCGGGAUGGGAGAGACGACGAUGAAUGGAUUCCGACAAGGUCCCAAAAACUCGACGAGCGUGAAAGUGGAGACGACGGUGAAGAAUCAGCUCGUGGAGAGAGGAUUGGCUAAGAGACUCGCUGCGAAAUUUCAGAGCAAAGAUUUGGUCAUUAACGUUGUUGCCAAGACUAAAGUUGGAUUAGGUGUCGGCGGUAUUAAGAUCGGAAUGCUCGCCGUUAAUUUGAGAUGCGGUGGCGUUAGCUUGAACAAGCUUGAUACUGAUUCACCUAAAUGCAUUCUCAAUACACUCAAAUGGGUAACUAUACAGUAACAAGACGGAAGGAUUCGAGGAUUUGGAAAAACACGAUGAUCUAACAUCUGUAUACUUGUAACUUUACUGUAGAUAUGUUAUCUUCUUUCUUUUGUAAUUUUAUUUUUUCGUGUUUUAUACUCCACACAUGUUAUUAAUUUUAUUUUUGGGGUAUUUGAUCAAAUUCACUGAGGGGGGCAUAUUUAGCGAGUGUUUGUUUUAUUAUUAUUUUGUGUGAGAUAGAUUAUUUUGUGUGUAAUAUUUUAUGUGGGUUAUUAUUUGGGCAGUAAACAUAAUGUAAUGUGGUGAUUUUUAUGUUAAGAAUAUUUUCGACAUGUUUGUGUAAUGGUGGUGGGAAAAUAUUGUUCAGGUGGCGUAUGAAUCUUUAGACACUAAUGGGCCCGUAAAGUAUAUGGGCUGAAAUG
Messenger RNA from Arabidopsis thaliana (thale cress), 1380 nucleotides. Its product is annotated as Late embryogenesis abundant (LEA) hydroxyproline-rich glycoprotein family. The transcript is spliced from 2 exons. Gene Ontology annotation, cellular component: membrane. NCBI's taxonomy places the organism in Eukaryota, Viridiplantae, Streptophyta, Magnoliopsida, Brassicales, Brassicaceae. Gene Ontology annotation, biological process: defense response to other organism. The record is from RefSeq and is marked reviewed. Bases 218 to 976 code for a protein of 252 amino acids.